AUGCUCAGCCGGGGCCUCAAACUCCCCGCCCCGAUCCCCUCGGCCCAGCUCCCCAUCAGCUCGGCAGCCCCUCAGCCCCGCUCCUCUCCCCGCACCCGCAGCCCCCUCCGGCCCACCGCAGCGGCUCCACCUCCUCAGGCCGAGGAUCCGCGCUUGCUUCCCCGCAGAGGCUCAGCCUCGCAGCCGCACGCCUCCCGCGCCUCCGCUCUGCAAGCCACUGACCCGCGCCGGCCGCUGGACCCGCGCGUUCCCUCUUCCGCUGCCGGCGCAGAGAUUGGAGUUGUGCCUCCGCCGGCCCCGCCCCUCCCGGAAAUGGCCUUGGGGUACCCACCCGCCCUAGGGAGCCCCGGGCGUGCGCGGCCACGCGGCUACCGGGCGCGCGCACGUCCCCGACGCUGCGCGGAGCUGGUCCCCCACCCCCCACCCCAGCCCGCACUCCGCCCUACGGCGCGUGCGCGCCGCCUGCUGGCCGGUCCAAAGCCAGAGCCUGAGAAGAAGCCAGAGCACUUUUUAAGGAGCCACGGGGAUGCUGGAUUCCAGAAAGAGCCUAAGGUCCCAGGCAUCGUGGAUUUUGAGUUGAUCCAAGAGGAGCUGAAGAUCCCUAAGCCCCAAACACCCAGUGCCUAUCGCUUUGGACGUCUCAGCCACCAUUCCUUCUUCUCUCGACACCACCCCCAACCACAGCGUGUGACGCACAUCCCAGAUUUCAACGGGAAGCCUGUCUGCGUGGUCAGGGACGAGUUCUCUUUGGCACCCUUGACUCAGUCUGCGCUCUUAUCCGGUUGUCUGAUGGGGAUGCCCACCAUCUCUGACCCCAUUGGGGACCCACAGUCCAAUAGGAACCCCCAGCUUUCUUCUGGCACCUGGCAGAAGAUUCUCAAGGACCUAACUUCACGAGCGUUUACGAAGGAUAUCGAGUCAAUGACCAACGAGCAGAAGGAAGAACCUCCUCUGAGGGAGCAGGGGGCAAAGUACUCAGCUGAGACCGGCCGGCUUAUUCCAGCUUCCAGCCAAGCCCUCAGCCGCCGUGGCCACCAGGGGCAGAGGGGCCACUCUUCUGGCAGAGAUGGAGGAGUCCAAGCCUCCAUUCUGCAGGAUCAGGACCUGCUGAUCUUGGAACUUCUUUGUCAGAUUCUACAAACAGAUUCCCUACACGCUAUCCAGUUCUGGCUGCUCUAUGCUCCACCAAAGGAGAAAGACCUGGCACUGGGACUUCUGCAGACAGCUGUGGCUCAGUUAAUCCCCCAGCCCCUCCCCUCCCUCCCAGAAGAGACUCUCUUGAGUCAACUCCAAGAGCUUCAAGAACCUCAAGAGACACAACAGACAACCUACAGUCCAUCCCUGAAGAAGACGAAGACACCACCUUUAUCCAAGACAGAAAAACCAGAGUUCAUGGGCAAAGCCCAAGUCCUCCGCAUGCAUUCCGAGGAGGACUCAGAGGAGAAAACGACCAAGAUGAAGGCUGAGAGCUGA
Messenger RNA from Onychomys torridus (southern grasshopper mouse), 1473 nucleotides. RefSeq names its product thymus, brain and testes associated (gene Tbata). Lineage: Eukaryota; Metazoa; Chordata; Mammalia; Rodentia; Cricetidae. Bases 1 to 1473 code for a protein of 490 amino acids. The transcript has 10 exons. The record is from RefSeq and is a predicted model, not a curated record.